This is a messenger RNA of Agelaius phoeniceus (red-winged blackbird), 1615 nucleotides long. RefSeq names its product DEP domain containing 1B (gene DEPDC1B). Gene Ontology annotation, biological process: positive regulation of Wnt signaling pathway; intracellular signal transduction. The record is from RefSeq and is a predicted model, not a curated record. NCBI's taxonomy places the organism in Eukaryota, Metazoa, Chordata, Aves, Passeriformes, Icteridae.
AUGGAGCCGCGGCUGGUGGGGCCCGGGCCGUACCGCGCCACCCGCCUGUGGAACGAGAUAAUCGAGCUCUUCCGUGCUGGGAUGCCCUUACGGAAGCAUCGCUGUCGUUUCAAGAGCUACGAGCGAUGCUUCAAAGCCUCGGAGGCAGUGGAAUGUUUGCAUGAGCUGCUUGGCUCUAACCAAAACUUUGGCCCAGAAGUGACUCGCGAUCAAACGGUGAAGCUGCUUAAAAAAUUCCUGAAAAAUCAUGUAAUCGAAGAUAUUAAAGGAAGGUGGGGCAAAGAGGACUUUGAAGACGAUGGCCGUUUAUAUAGAUUUCCUCCUUCCUCGCCACUGAAGUCAUAUCCAAAGAAACCUUCAUGUGGAAAGGAAGUAAUUAAAUUUCCAGACUGGAAUGAACCAAGGGCUGGCCCUUCUCAAGAACCCAUCCCAGUGAAAUCCGUCACAAUGAACUCUGAGAUGUGGUACAAGCGACACAGCAUAGCUAUUGGGGAAGUACCAGCAUGCAAACUUGUGUUCCGCAGAGAACUAACACAAAAAAAUAUAGAAGAGAUAUGGAAAUCCAUGACUUUAUCACGAUUACAAAAGGUGUUGGGUUUGGAUUCUCUGGAUGAAGUGUUAGACACAAAACUUGUGAAUUCAAAACAUAUAGUUCAAAAUGUAUAUAAUGUCAAUAAGCAAGGCAUUGUCACUUUAGAGGACAAAUCAAAGGAACUACCUCAUUGGAUAUUAUCUGCAAUGAAAUGUCUAGUAAAUUGGCCCAGCUGUUCAGAUCUGAAGCAGCCUACGUACUCAGGCUUUGAAAGAGAUGUCUUCAAAACAAUAGUGGACUACUUUAGCCAGAUGAAAGAACCUCUUCUCACAUUUAAUUUUUUUGAUAUUUUUGUUAGUGUGUUAGGACUGCUGCAAAAACCCAGCAAGGCUGUAGAAGCUCUUCAGAUAUCUUGCCUCCUACUGCCACCAGAAAAUAGGAAAAGACUACAGCUUUUGGUGAGAAUGAUGGCAAGAAUUAGUCUAAACCAGGAUUUGCCACGUCUUUCUGAAUCAGUGAGGACCAGAACUUUGAUGGUUCAGGCGUUUUCCCGUUGUAUUCUCUGCUCAAAGGAUGAAAUUGACUUGGAUGAACUUCUUGCUGCUAAACUAGUAUCUUUUCUCAUGGAUAAUUAUCAAGAGAUCUUAAGUGUUCCUUCUGCUUUAAAGUCUUCCAUAGAGGAUCAUGUUGUACAUCUUCAGAGAGUCCAAAUAAAAUAUGCUGGGGCUGAUAGUGAUGCAACACUUCCUCCUCCAUCAUUUUGUCACCAAAUCACUACAGGUGAAUUUGAAUACCAAAGGGCAGCUGGCUCUCAAGAACCACUGGCAGCUUUGUUGGAAGAAAUUGUAAUGAGUAAAGAAAUAUCUGUGAAGGAUAAAAAGAAGAAGCUCAAGCAAUUUCAGAAAUCUUACCCUGAAGUGUACAGAGUACGAUUUCCUAGCCCUGAAACUGAAGCGAUGCUAUUUCCUGAAAAAACUAAACAGAAACCACCAAUACUGAUGUGGGCCUUAAAAAAGCCUUUUCAACCGUUUCACAGAACCAGAAGCUUUCGGAUGUAAAUGGUUUGAAAUAUAUCAGCAAAGG